GAGAUCGGAAAAAAGCAGCUCACAAAUUCAACUCCACCAGGCAAGACAUGUCCAACCGAUGGUAUAACAGUAGACAGGAGACAAACGCCCGAGACAAACAGCAACAUGAGAAGGAGCAGGCAUAUCAGGAGUCACUUCUUGAUGAUCUAGCAGAGGAAUUUAGACUUCCUAUCAAUCAAAGGCCAACAGAAAAUGUUGAUCUGGAACACGUGGAACAAGCGUCGUUAGAUAGACAGUUACCGUCAUCUAACAUUGGUUUUCGGCUUCUCCAGAAAAUGGGGUGGAAGGGGAAGGGGCUCGGUAAAGAUGAACAAGGAAUUGUUGAGCCAAUAAAAUCUGGAAUUAGAGACCCAAGACUAGGAGUAGGAAAACAAGAAGAAGACGAUUAUUUUACUGCGGAAGAAAAUAUUCAAAGAAGAAAACUUGAUGUUGAGAUGGAAGAGACCGAGGAACAUGCAAAGAAGCGGGAGGUUUUAGCAGAACGUGAGCAGAAAAUUCAAACUGAGGUGAAAGAAAUACGCAAAGUGUUCUUCUGUGACCUGUGCAACAAACAGUACAAAUUGGCUGUGGAAUUUGAAACUCACUUGAGCUCCUAUGAUCACAAUCACAGGAAGCGUUUUAAAGAAAUGAAAGAAAUGCAUGGUUCAAGUGGUCGGGAUGAUCGCCAAAAACGGGAGCAGCAGCGCCAGGAGAAGGAAAUGGCAAAGUUUGCUCAGAUGAGUGCCGAUGCCCGUAAGCAGCAGCAGCUACAACAACAGCAAGAAGAAUCUGCAUCUGCCCCAGGUUCUGCUGAACUGAGAAGUGCAACUGCACUUGCAGAUCAAGAUCAAAGGAAGGCUUUGAAAUUUGGGUUUUCUUCUAAAGGUGGCACCUCUAAGACAUCAUUUGGUAGUGCUUCAAAGAAGCCAAAAGUAGCAAAAGUACCCGUGGCCUCAGUAUUUGGCAAUGAUAGCGAUGAAGAAUAGGUGACAUAGCUUGUAAUUGCCAGUCGGUUCUGUACCUUAAAGUUUGUGUGUGUCGUGUGCGUUUAUGUUCCCAGCAUAUGCAGUUGCG
Molecule: messenger RNA, 1053 nt
Organism: Fragaria vesca subsp. vesca
Lineage: Eukaryota; Viridiplantae; Streptophyta; Magnoliopsida; Rosales; Rosaceae
Product: G patch domain-containing protein 8-like
Exons: 8
Coding region: 48-965 (305 amino acids)
Molecular function (GO): nucleic acid binding
Source: RefSeq, a predicted model, not a curated record